AUGAAGGUUUUAAAAUAUGCGGGAAACACCUCAAAUCUGUAUGAUCAUUUACGUCGAAGGCAUACUGGAUUUUUACCAAACACAGCGUCUGAUUCUCAAGUUGAAGCCAUUGAAAACGAAAGACCAUCUUCUUCGGGGUCAAAUAAUGCAUCGUCAAUAAAUGCAAGUUUGAAUACUAUAAAUAGAAAUACCAUUGCUACUCCACAAAGGACUGAUUCGUCAGAUGGCACAGUUCAACCAAGAAAAAAAUGCUUGCAAACAAAAUUGGUCCUAGAAGAUAAACGACUUGCAACCACUAUCAAUAACCAAGGAUUUUUAGAAUAUUCCAAAAAAAUGCAGCCAUUAUACCAUGUCCCAAACCGAAAGCUUUUAUCGAAUACCAUGAUUCAAGAAAAAUUCGAUGAAGUUGUGCGAAAACAUAAAACAAUGUUCCAGACCAUUUCCAAUGCCGCAGUGACUACAGAUAUGUGGGCUUCGGAUAGCAAUAGAGCGUUUUUAAGCGUAACGUGCCACUUUAUUUUCAAAAAUAAAAUUUAUUCAGCAGUACUAGAAACAAAAGAAGUGCCAGAAAGGCACACUGCUGAAAAUAUUGGUAAUAUAUUGAUGAAUAUUUUGCAAGAAUGGUGCAUUUUAACGAAAGUUGUAACUAUAGUAAGUGACAACGGAGCAAACAUCAAAAAAACUAUAUGCGACGUCUUGAAAAAACCACACCAUCCAUGUAUUGCUCAUACAUUAAAUUUAUGCGUGACUGACGCUAUAAAAAACAAUCUAGACAUAUCCCUCAUGCUUUUAAAAUAAAGAGCAAUAGUUUCUCACUUCAGUCAUAGUACGUUAGCUACUGAAAAAUUGAAAAAUAUGCAAAGACAAAUGGGACUAACCCAACUUAAACUGAAUCAAGAUGUUUCAACAAGAUGGAACUCUUCACUAAUAAUGCAUUUCUUUCAAGAAAUCCUUACUCGAUGUUAUAAAACGACGGCUAGGGCAAAUGGAGGAAGAUAAAAACUGUGCGAAAGCAACGUUUUUAGCAGAGAUACCCAAAAGAGAUGAGAAACUUCUGACGUCAUACGGGUUU
Molecule: messenger RNA, 1072 nt
Organism: Episyrphus balteatus (marmalade hoverfly)
Lineage: Eukaryota; Metazoa; Arthropoda; Insecta; Diptera; Syrphidae
Exons: 2
Coding region: 1-798 (265 amino acids)
Source: RefSeq, a predicted model, not a curated record